Molecule: messenger RNA, 2261 nt
Organism: Drosophila simulans
Lineage: Eukaryota; Metazoa; Arthropoda; Insecta; Diptera; Drosophilidae
Exons: 1
Coding region: 1-2136 (711 amino acids)
Source: RefSeq, a predicted model, not a curated record
AUGAAUAAGAGAAACGAAUCUGGGCUACUGCCGGGCUCUCGGCACCGCUCGUGGUUGCAGUCCUUCCUCAAGCUCACGGAGUCCUGGAAGGAACCCAAUUCCCAGAAGAACGAGGUGGAAAUAAAGUCUGACUCCACACAGCUUUUAUUCCGCAAGAACAACACGCUUAAGGAUGUUUCGGAUCGGGAUGGCAAGCAGCUAGUGGAUGAGAUUGUCCACGGCAUCUUCGACAAGAAGCAAGGUACCAUCACGCUAUCUGAAUCGGAGUGUUCGCUGCAGGAGGACAUGCAAGAAUCCCUGAGCAUGGACCCUCGCCUGAAGUUGUGGUACAACACACUCGAGAACCGUGCGGCUGUGCAGGCCAAGAUCCAGCGGAAGCUCGGCCGCCGUCCCGACGAAAUGCUGAUCAACGUGGGCAGCACAGUAGCUCCCAGGGAUCGAGGUACCGUGGUGCGGCUUCUCGACCUUGCCGGUCGCAUGAAUCCCACUACCUUGGUCCAGAAGAAACCUGCUGUUCUUUCCGCCUUGAUCACCAGCAAAUGCAAACUUCUACCAGAACUGCAAGAGACGCUUCCGUGUGCCGAGCAGACCGGUCGGGCGGACGUGGAGAUCACCGGGUUAACCCGUGCCACCAAGCAGGAGAUCCUGGGCAGGGCGUACCAACGGCCCGAGAUGCCCACUCCGUGGCAGAAGUCGCAGAUGCUGGAGAAUCGUAUUGAGAACGAGAGCAGCGACAUAAAGCGCGUCAUCUCGUUCUUUCCGAAUCUGGACAGACUGGAGGUGGUGGGUGGGCCCGUUCAGCAGGAGUUUACCGACGGCGAAAUCAGUCGGGUCGAGCGGGUGUCUUGCGACUCCAUUUUCAGCGUGAGUAGCACGUCUCAGAUACUGCCUGACGAGGAGCAAAAAGAGGAGAGCCCUUCCAGGGCAGAGCCUGACCAGGGAAAAACUGGAGCUGCGGUUUCCCGUGCAGCCGUUAAGAUCAACGGUAUGCUGUUCGUCAACUCAGGAAAGCGCAUCUUUUUGCCCGAGAUCGCAAACGUUUUCUUCGAGUGCCAUCCGUUCCAGAACGUGGUCAAGGAGGUGGCUUGCGUGGAGAACGUCGGUGGUCAUGUGCUCACCUGCCAGUGGUGCUCCGUCGAAUCAAAGCGUGCCCCCAAAAGCACUGCCCAAUUCCAUAACUUCCUUAUGUCCCAGGCCAACUUCACCGUUCUCCCAGGAGAGGUGCACGUAUGCCGAGCGCUUUUCAGGCCACGUGGAUGCUACCUGCUGAAGCAGCGUUAUGAGCUCCGCAUUUCUCCCAACGUAAUCGGUUCUGUGCGCGGUAUUUUCUUGGCCCGGCUUACGGGACACUGUACUCCCGCGCCGGAGUACACAAACAAGCUGCGGCGGCAUCAGCAACUGCUUACGGACAGGGCGAAGAUGAAAAUGACCAGUGACCUGAACAAAUACCAGGCUUCCGUAGUGCCCCUUUUGCAUCCGCCCGAAGUGAUAUGUCCUUAUGAGCGAGUUUUGGAUGAGAGGGAGGUGUUCAAUGUAGAAAAUCCCGGCUACAAGUGCGAACGGUUUGAUGAUCUGGAGACCUUGAAGUCACUAUACAAAGCUCUUAAGAAACCGAGGGAGCCCGCUUGGGAUCUGCGCCUGCAGACGGUUCGUAAGGUAAUCCUGCGGCUUCCGGAAUCCUAUAAACGGAAGUUCUAUUACGAAAAACUGGUCAAAGUUCAGGAGGAACUAAAGCUGUGUAGAGGCAGAGAUUCCCCUACGCAUUUCAGUCGGAAUGACGAAAGGAUUCGGUCCAGGUUUAUCUACGUGAGGGGGUGUAUAGGCAAUGGCAUCCAGGAAUGGGAGGAGAUGAUGGCGUCGAUGGAACUGAGUGGCCUCAGAUUGGAGAUAAGUCACUUUCAGCUAAACGAGGAAGAAGGGGUGCCGCCAUCCGACGGGGCCGAUUAUAAUGGCAAAGGAUCAGAGGAAAAACCGUGGAUUCAGCAGCUGCGUAGGAAAAACCCAUAUCAGUAUCUCUUGAAAAAACUGCGAUCGAGGAAAUCUUACAGGGAUAGCCUCUAUAUGCAGACCUACUCGCACCUGUGUGACAUGGCCGAGAACGUGGUUUCCGUUAUCGAGAGCACCAAAAACGCUUAAAGUAGCUCUACAAAACUGCUUUUUGCAGCUAGUUUGCAAUGUUAACGUCCAAAUUUAAUAUGACCGAGAAGUAAUAGGAAGUUGCUAAAACUCUCGCAAAGAAAUAAAGAAAAACUCCCCAGGGA